This is a messenger RNA of Diachasma alloeum, 550 nucleotides long. Its product is annotated as general odorant-binding protein 56a. The coding region runs from base 53 to 466 and encodes 137 amino acids. The record is from RefSeq and is a predicted model, not a curated record. Gene Ontology annotation, biological process: sensory perception of smell. Gene Ontology annotation, molecular function: odorant binding. Lineage: Eukaryota; Metazoa; Arthropoda; Insecta; Hymenoptera; Braconidae. The transcript has 5 exons.
UAAUAACUACCUGCCGAGGUGUUUCAGGCGCAUUGUUCAAUAUUCAUUCGGUAUGAAGAGUGGAGUAUUCUUCGUUGCUCUUGUGGGCGCUUUUGCUGUCGUUGCUGGGGAUCCACCUAAUAAAGAUUGUCCACUCAUGAAGGCACUGAAGGAGAGCAUCGACGCGUGCAUCGAUAAACUCAGUGAAGAAAGUGCUAAACUAAUGGAGAAAGAUCAGUUCGCCGAUAACGAGGAAAUCCGCUGCUUCCAUGCAUGCGUUAUGACUCACAGUGGCCUUAUGACCGAUGGCAAGAUGGACAUCGCGGCCCUCGAGGAAAUGCUGUCGGGGGAUCCUGAACACGAGGAGGAAGCCAGGAAAAUCACGGAGAUAAUGAAAUCGUGUAAGCCCGAAUCUGAAACGAGUGACAAUGAGUGUGAAGUGGCUGGCAACUACGUAAAAUGUUUCCAGGCGAAGAAAAUGAAUUAAUAAACGAAACCUGCACACUAAAAAUACUCAAUUAUUGUAACUUGUGGCAAUUAGAAAAUAAAAAUUCAAGCAUCAAAAGCAAAA